GAGGCCCAAUGGGCGGCGGGCGCGGCGCGCCUGCGCAGCGGGGCGUUCGGGCGGGCAGUGCGGCGCCGAGGGCCGGAGGCGGAGGGGAGCGAUGGAGCAGGGAUACGGCGGUUAUGGCACCUGGAACACUGGAGCCACCAACACUCAAGGUACCUAUGGGACGAAUGCGACGAGCUGGCAAGGCUACGAGGGCUACGACUACUACAACACCCAAACCACCGCCGCGAACACCGCAGCCACGUACAACUAUGCUCCUGCCAGCUCCAGCAGCUGGGAAACCCACAAAGCUUCAGAUAUGAGCCUCAGUGCUGAUGUCAGCUCUUCCAUGCCCAUCACCUCCUACGGCACCGAGCACUCAGCCAACGAGAACUCGGAUUCCAUCAUUGCAAAGAUCAACCAGCGCCUGGAUAUGCUGUCGAAGGAGGGCAGCGGCGGGACAGGGGACGGGAUGGAAGACCAGGAGAGCUCUUUCAGAUUCGAGUCCUUCGACUCCUACGACUCGAGGUCCUCCAUGAACGACCGCGACAUGUAUCGACCCAGCUACGACUACGGCGACGUGGGGACCGACCGGAACGAUUCCUUCGGGAGCCAGUUCGACAACCGCAGGGAUCAGUCACGCAACAGAGGGAACAACUACGGGCUCAUGCGGGGCCGGGCUCAGAACCGCGUCCAGAACCGCGGGCGGCUCAACGCCUUCAACCGCAGCGACCACUUCAUGCCCUCGUCCAGCUCCGAGCGCCUCUCGGCCCGUUGGAAUGAGCUGAACUACAUGGGAGGACGUGGGAUGGGGGGGGCCGGAUCCAACAGGCUCCCUUCCCUCUUUUCCCAAGCCCUUGUUCCCGAUUACGGCGACUACGGCGACUACGGAGAUUACGGCGACUACGGCGACUAUGGGGAUUACGGUGACUAUGGCGACUACGGAGAUUACGGUGACUACGGAGACUAUGACUAUGGCAUGAUGGGGAUGUCGGGCAUGGGAAUGGGACGGUAUGGGAAUAUGCCGUAUGGAAUGGGGAGGCAACGGAACAGAGACAGGAUGGGGUCGGUGCCCUGGCACAUGAACACGCUCAUGCCCAAGAGAAGAGGGUUCCGGAACCGUUCCGGGGGGCGGUCGGAUGGUGAGGGGGGAGGACGCAAGAGGAAACAGUCACAGAGCGGGGACGAGCCCGACAGCAAACAGGCAAAGACUGACAGUGAAGGAGAUGACACCGACAACGCAGAUGAGGGAGAAGGAGAGGAAAAGUCGGGAGAUGAAGCAGACAAAGCAUCAGGAGAUGGCUGCGAGGAUGAUGAUGAGGAGAUGAAAAAGAAGAGGGAGAAGCAGCGGAGAAGAGACCGGAUGCGCGACCGUGCUAUGGACAGGAUCCAGUUUGCCUGUUCUGUCUGCAAGUUCCGCAGCUUUGAGGAAGAGGAGAUCCAGAAACAUCUCCAGAGCAAGUUCCACAAGGAGACCUUGAGGUACAUUGGUACCAAGCUCCCGGAUAAAACAGUGGAGUUCCUGCAGGAGUACAUUGUCAACAGGAACAAGAAGAUCGAGAAGCGGCGCCAGGAGCUGACCGAGAAGGAGGGCACAAAGCAGAAGCCGGAUCCUUUUAAGGGCAUUGGCCAGGAGCACUUCUUCAAGAAGAUCGAGGCAGCUCACUGCAUGGCCUGUGACAUGUUAAUUCCUGCACAGAACCACCUUCUCCAGAGGCACCUGAGAUCUGCUGAUCACAACAGGAACCGCAGGAUGGCUGCAGAGCAGUUCAAGAAAACCAGUUUACACGUGGCCAAGAGCGUCCUGAAUAACAAACACAUCGUAAAGAUGCUGGAAAAAUACCUCAAGGUGGUUUUACACUUGUCGUGCUUUUUGGUUUGCUUUGUGUUCAUGUAUUGAACCCGCAGAUGUACCAGCCAUCCUUCCCAGGCGCCUCUAGCUCAAUCCUGAAUCCAUCCAAACCGAGACCGUAAUUAAAGAAACCAAAGUAGCCAAAGGAAUUCCAGUUCCCCCAAAGCCACCCCUCGAGCUGUGGCCUUUGGAAGGGGGGGGACACACAGCAGGCUCCCCCCAGCAAGCGUGCGGGUCGGGAAGCCACCCCUUGACUCCCGCUGGGAUUGAAUCCAACGCGGAUGGCUCCUGCUCCAUCCACUGCACACUGGGAGGGGGAAUUUAUACCCUGUGUAAAGAGCCGGGCUCGGCAGCGCUCCCAGCAGCUCCAAGGGACAAAGCACCCCGAGGUGGGUGCACCCCAUUCCCGUGAGUUGAAACACCCUCCUUAGCCCCCCCCCCCCCCUUUUAUUCCCUCUCCUUCCUCUUCCCUUGGGAAGUGGCAGAGAACACCCCAGCUGACCUUCAGAGCCGAGACGGAGCCCGAGGAGAGGGCAGGGGAGGGUUUGCUUAAGCCCAAACCAGCGUUCGGAAUUCCGGAAGGAAGCCUGGAAGGCAAACACAGUCUUCAGAGCAUGGGGGUUAACCCCGCUCCAUGUGGGAAUGCCGGGUGGUUAUUCCCGGCCUAAAGCGCGGGGUUACCGGGCUGAGGCCCGCAUCCGAGAGAGAGGGAAGGUCGCAACCUCCUCCGCUGGGCGAAGAUGAAAAGAAGCACUUGUGGCUACUUGCUGGUUCCCUGGGAACCCGGGAACAGCCCAGGAUCCGGCGGGACAACCCCUCGUUUGCAGCCUGGCAGACGAGGGCAGGCAGCUGCCCGCAGAGCCGCCACGGGGCAGCCGGUGCUUGCCCUGUCCCCCCGGCGCCGGGGGGGUAAGUUGUGGUCUAUCCCAGCUCCCACCUCUGCUAAAAUACAGCGCAGAGCACUAAAAGUACCCAUUAAACCCAUUAAAAACUG
Strigops habroptila (Kakapo) is the source of this 2822-nucleotide messenger RNA. RefSeq names its product A-kinase anchoring protein 8 (gene AKAP8). Bases 92 to 1876 code for a protein of 594 amino acids. Gene Ontology annotation, cellular component: nuclear matrix; nucleus. Gene Ontology annotation, molecular function: protein kinase A regulatory subunit binding; DNA binding. Lineage: Eukaryota; Metazoa; Chordata; Aves; Psittaciformes; Psittacidae. The record is from RefSeq and is a predicted model, not a curated record. The transcript has 13 exons.